GCGCGGAGGCUGGCCAUGGGCGCAGCCGGAGAAUUUGCGGAAGUGCGGCUUGUAGGAGGUCGUGGUGGGGUCACUAGAAAAUCAGCCCACAGGUCCUACUCUAGGAGCAAGAUCCAACAAGUAAAGCAAGGAAGAGGUCUCAGGACCUGUAUAUGGUCAUUUGUGGGGGCACCAUUGACCAGAAACGAAGAUUUCAGGAAUUUAGGGGAAUUCAAGAAGAAACUAAAGGCACAAGUCCCCAUAUUGGCUAUUGUCCAAUAACAGAAGAAAAUGAAGGACCAGGAAUUGCUGACACUGGAGGAUGUGGCUGUGGACUUCACCUGGGAGGAAUGGCAGCUCCUGGCCCCUGCCCAGAAGAACCUGUACCGGGAUGUGAUGUUAGAGAACUAUAGCAACUUGGUGUCAGUGGGGUAUGUGGCCAGCAAGCCAGAUGCACUCUUCAGAUUGGAACAAGGAGAGCCAUGGGCGACAGAAGAUGAAAUCCGCAGUCAAAUCCAUCCAGAGAUCAAGAAAGAUGAUAGUCAUCUACAGGGGCACUUGCAAAAUCAAACAUGUCCAAAGAGAAUGAAACAAGGCCACAAACAUAAUGCAUUUGGAAACAUCAUUCUUCAGAGUAAAAGUAAUUUUCCUUUAAGGCAAAAUUACGAUAUCUUUGACUUACAUGGGAAAACACGGAAAUCAAAUUUAAGGAUAGUCAACCAGAACAGAAGCUAUGAAGUAAAGAACUUCAUUGAGGUUAAUGGAGAUAUGAAAUCUUUCUCCCAUACAAAGCAUGACCAGUAUUGUAUUGAAAUUAAAUUCCCUGAAUGUGGAAAUUCUAUGAAUACAAAUUCCCAAUUCAUCAAGCAUCAAAGAACCCAAAAAAUAGAGAAACCCCAUGUAUGUAGUGAAUGUGGAAAAGGCUUCUUCAAGAAGUCUCGGCUCAUGGAUCAUCAGAGAGUUCACACAGGAGAAAAGCCUCAUGGGUGCAGUGUAUGUGGGAAAGCAUUUUCCAGAAAGUCCAGGCUCACUGAACACCAGAAAACUCACAUAGGUGAGAAGCGGUAUGAAUGUUCUGAAUGUGACAAAGCAUUCCCCAAGAAAUCACGGCUACUCAUGCAUCAGAAAACUCAUACAGGAGAGAAACCCUAUGUGUGCAGUGAGUGUGGAAAAGGCUUCAUCAAGAAAUCUCGGCUCAUUAAUCAUCAGAGAGUUCACACAGGAGAGAAGCCUCAUGGAUGCAAUUUGUGUGACAAAGCAUUCUCCAGAAAGUCCAGGCUCAUUGAACAUCAGAGAACUCAUACAGGAGAAAAACCUUAUGAAUGCACUGAAUGCGACAAAACAUUCCGCUGGAAGUCACAGCUCAAUGCCCAUCAGAAGACUCAUACAGGAGAGAAAUCAUAUAUAUGCAGUGAAUGUGGGAAAGGUUUCAUUCAGAAGGGCAAUCUCAUUGUACAUCAGCGAACGCAUACUGGGGAGAAGCCUUAUAUAUGCAGUGAAUGUGGGAAAGGUUUCAUUCAGAAGGGCAAUCUCCUUAUACAUCAACGAACUCACACUGGAGAGAAACCCUAUGUAUGCACUGAAUGUGGGAAAGGCUUCAGCCAGAAGACAUGCCUCAUAUCACAUCAGCGAUUUCACACUGGAAAGACUCCCUUUGUAUGUACUGAGUGUGGAAAAUCCUGUUCUCACAAGUCUGGUCUCAUUAACCACCAGAGAAUUCAUACAGGAGAGAAACCCUAUACCUGCAGUGACUGUGGGAAGGCUUUUAGAGAUAAGUCGUGCCUUAACAGACACCGGAGAACUCAUACAGGAGAGAGGCCCUAUGGAUGUGCUGACUGUGGAAAGGCUUUCUCUCACCUCUCAUGCCUUGUCUACCAUAAGGGAAUGUUGCAUGCAAGAGAGAAAGGUGCGCAUUCAGUUGGGUUGGAGAAUCCUUACUCAGAGAGCCCCAGAUCAUCACUUUCAAAUGAUAACAUGCAGGAGAAAAACCCUGUUAACACAGUGUCGGUGCAGAUGUCUUCUGUAGCAGCUCAGACUUCAUUACACCUCCAUGGGCUCCUAGCAGAUAGGAACAUAGUCACUGUGCGACAGCCAGGUGCCAGAUGUACACCACCAGCAAAUAACAGAAGUUGUACAGAGAAACCUUUUGAAUGCAGUGAAUGUGGUAGUACCUUCACUGAUCAUUUACAUCAUAUUUUAUGUCAUAAAAAGCACACAGCGGUAAAGUGUGAUACAAUCAAGGUGGAAAACCCUUGAAUAAAACCUUCCAGCUCAUUAUGCGGCUGGUAAGUGUAUACUGAGACAAGUAGCAUAAAGACCAGGAAUAGUAUAAAGACAAAUAGUAUCAAGAUCAGGAAAGCCUUUCUGGAAGGAUAGACCUUCCUGGUGCCUCACAGGUCACAUAUCAUUAGUGAGCUCAUAGCUGGUAGAAAUAUAAUGACCUUGGAAAAGUCCUUCCCCAGAAAUAAGACUUCGGUAAGCAUCAGAGUUCACACAGGAGAGGAACUGUUGGAAGAGCUCUGAAAGCAGUGAAUGUGGCAGGGUUGUCAGUGGAGCAUUUUGCCUCAUCAGUAGGCAGAGGAAAUAAUACAGAAACAAAACUCUGCACACAGCAACUGUGGAACAUCUUCGGAAAACACAUAAAGCAAACAAGCCCUGUGAAAAUGAAUAUUUUAAAGAUUUCUGCCACAAGUCUACCAUCAUUUUAUAUCAGAUAAUGUACAUAGUGUACAUUUAGGACAUACACCUUGAAUCAAACUCCUAAUUGAUAUGAUGGUCAUUCCUUAAUUCAGUGGUUAGAGUUAUAACAGUGUAUCCCCUCCCUUUUCAGGGUGUGGGGGCAUGAAUCUUUCAUUCCCACCCAUGAUCAUUACGCAGUUAGCUCUUGUGUUUCUCUGGUUCUAAAUUUGUUGAGUUUAUUUUAGGUUACUAAAUACUGAAGUCUAUCCUUCAAAAGGAAAGUGGAUGCAUUUGAUUCAAUAACAUAACUUAGGGUGUUUGGAUGUGUUUAACUUUGUAAAUAUCACCCAAAGGGACAGCUGCUCACAACUGAAAACCUAUCGGCCAGGUUUUUUCCAUGGAGGAUAGUUCACAUCUGAUCUACACACCACUCAGAAAAACUUUCAUCAACUAUUUCCUUUACCUGGUGCUAUUCUAAGACCUACAGAUGCUGACAGUGAUGAACUGAACAAAAGUCCUUGCUGCCUUUGAGUUGGCUUUUUUAAAGCUGGAUUAUAUGCAUGUAGCAAUUUGACCCUCCAGCAAAUGUAAUCAAAGGAUGUAUAUGCCUACAUUAGUUGAAAAGGACAUACUAUAGAAGGUACAAAGUAUCCUGAUUAUUUCGUGUUCAAGGCGCAUAUUAUUUUUUGGAGAGGGAACAGGAAAGGAUUUACUUAGUUUUACACAUGUAAAAUAGGAUAUGGGGACUUUUUAAAAAGGUUUGUAUCUUAUUUCUCUACCUGGAUUAUAAAUGCCUAUCUGGAUAGUUUAUAGAUAGUCCUAUAUUCUGCAGCAAUAGCAAAAUAGAAACGGAUUACAUAGCUUUGAAAGAUGAUUGAAAAUGAAUGUGUGACCUAAUGAAUGACCUAACAGACUAAUCAAGCAAACUUAUUUUUGUCACCGAAGGAAAGGGAAUGAAUGCCAAAAAUCAGUAUUCUCCCAAGAAACAUUUUUAAAAAGAAUCCUGAGUAGAGGCCCUUGGCAAUACAGAAGGGGCAGAUCAGCAAGGGAAUAAGAUCCACAGAAUAAGCCCAAUUAAUGGAAGAAAAUGACGUCACUUUAAAAAUGGAGGACAGUGUGUUUGGCAGGUGGAGGUGAGAUUCCCUUCAGAUGUCAUGGAGAAGAGCCCUGAACUGUUCACAGUCUGCCAUCUAUGAGAGUUGCCACCAUCUCUGGGAUCCUGGCUCCUCUGUGAUGUGAUGAGACAUGAUGUAGCGUCAUCCUCACUGUCCUGGGAAGGGGCCUGUAUCCUCUCUUCUGUACUCAGGGUUCUUCCCCUCGGUUCAAUAAAGAUCUAUGCAGCUUAAAAACAGUCCUGCUUACAAGGGAAAGCGGUGGAAAUUUGCCAUGAAGUGGCUGUCUCCCAAUUGAGAUCCAAACUGAGUUUUUGAGUAAUUUACUACUACAGACAUUUUUUUGAGCAUCUGCACUGUGAUAAGCACUGUUGUAGACAUGGGAUACACUGGUGAACAAAACAUGCAGAAUAAUGGCCUCUAACAGGAUGGAUUCAGGACAGAUGCUCUUCAAAGAAUCAAAUGGAUUCUUCAACUCGGGCUUCAGGUCCUCUCCAUUUCUUGUUUUGUGAAUCUGCAUAUCCCAUCAUGAUGGUCAGUGAUUUUCUACUUAAAUCUGCAGUCUACCCCUGAAUGGGCUGCCUGGCCUGCCCUGAACCUGAGGACCAGAUGCUGAAUUAACCCACCUUUCCGACGCUGGCAUCCCAGGGAUUGCUGAUUCUGGAGGAUGUGACUGUGGACUUCACCUGGGAGGAAUGGCAGGUCCUGGCUCACUGCUCAGAAGGACCUAUACUGGGACGUGAUUUUGGAGAACUAUAGGAACCUGGUGUCAGUGGGGUAUCAAGCUACCAAACCAGAUGUACUCUCCAAGCUGGAAUGAGGGCAAGAGCUGUGGAUGGCAGAAGAGGAAGUCCAUAGUCGAACCCAUCCAGGUGAGUGGGUGAGAACAGCAAGGUGGACAGCUGAGGAAGUCAUGUUCUCAUCUGUCAGGGAAGGCUCCAGGCCUAUGAGCGGGUCUCAGGAUGUCUAAACAGCUUCGCCUCAGGGCGCUUGAGUGGCUGAGUUAUUUAAGCAUCUACCUUUGGUUCAGGUCAUGAUCCCAGGGUCCUAGGAUCGAGCCCCUCAUUGAGUUUCUUGCUCAGCAUGGAGUCUCCUUGUCUCCUCUCCCCUUCCCCCUAGCUUGUGUGCUUUCUCUCCCUCUCUCAAAUAAAAAAUAAAAUCUUUAAAAAUACUAAGGGGCCCCUGGAUGGCUCAGUGGUUGAGCAUCUGCCUUUGGCUCAGGUUGUGAUCCUAGGGUCCUGGGAUCAAGUACCACAUCAGGCUCCCUGCGAGGAGCCUGCUUCUUCCACUGCCUGUGUCUCUGCCUCUCUGUGUGUCUCUCAUGAAUGAAUAAAUUUUAAAAAUCUUAAAAAAAAAACAAAAACAAAAACAGCUGCCCCUCCUAUCCUUCUUCCCUUAAAAGAGCUUCUUUGUAGAGUCAAGAGGAAAAUAUGCCCCUUUUAUUCCUCUGAGAGCUGAUCUCCAUUUAUGUACAUCUUGAUUUUUUGUUGUUGUUUGGUUCUCUAUUUCCUACUUUUCUCAAAUCUUUUUUUUAAAAAAAGGAUUUAUUUAUUUUAGAGAGAGCAUGUGAAUGAGUUGGGGGUAGGGAUAAAGGGAGAGAGAAUCUCAAGCAGAUUCUGCAAUGAGUGUGGAGCCUAAUGCGGGCUUGAUCUCAUGAUCACGAGAUCAUGACCUGAACUGAAACCAAGAGUCAGAUGCUUAACUGUGCCACCCAGGCGCCCCAACUCAAAUCUCCUUUUCUGUUCAUUGUAGCAGUGUCUCUACUUCUUCCACCUCCAUGCUGUGAAAUCCCACCUUCCAGGUGCUACUCCAAAUGUAGACCUUUGAAUUCGACAUAGUCUUCCAACUAGUUCAUCUUCCUGCUCCAUUGCAAACUAGUGAUUUCCCUUCUUAGCGUUCAACCUUACUUUGGGUGCUGUAUCCACACCAUAAUCUGAUCUCUGUGUUUCCAUGGUUUCUUAGCUUGUUGUAGACUAAAUGUUUGUGCCCUCUCAAUAUUCAGAUAUUGAAAUCCUAAUCCUUAAGGUGAUGUAUUAGGUGAGGCCUUUGAGAAGUGAUUAGGUUAUGAAGACCCUGCCUCUUCUGCCAUAUGAGGUUGUAGCUGGAAGGCACUUCCUGUGAAGGAGGAGGCCUUCCAGACACUGAAUCUGCUGGAACCCUGAUCUGGGACCUCCCAGCCUCCAGAAAGAUGAGAAAUAAAUUUCUGUUGUUUUUGUUAUAGCAGUUUGAAUGAACUAAGACACUUCUCAUUUCCCACUCUGAAAUUGUCCAAAGGUUCUGUUUUCCAUUUCUUGCUCUGUUCUCAUUUCCUUACACCUUGCCUUCAUUCUGAUGAGUUAAGCUCUUAUUCUGUAUAAAGACUCCUACAUUCACAGAAACCCUGAGUGAUUUCAGAAUUUUUGAGGAACUAAAAUCACUUUCUCUACAAGAAAAUUUCUUCCAUUUCUCUCUCUCUCUCUCUCUCUCUCUCUCUCUCUCUCUCUCUCUCUCUCUCUCUUUUAAGCUUAGGGUCUUCUAACAGUUUAGAAAAAUGAGUGUCUACUCAAGGUUAAGAAAGAACAGUGGGAGGGAUGCCUGGGUGGCUCACUGGUUGAGUGUCUGCCUUUGGCUCAGGGUGUGAUCCUGGGGUCCUAGGAUCUCAAGUUCUGCAUCAGGUUCCCCACAGGGAGCCUGCUCCUCUCUCUGCCCAUGUCCUUGCUUUUCUCUCUGUGUCUCUCAUGAAUAAAUAAAUAAAAUCUUGAAAGAAAAAAAAAGAAGGAAGGAAGGAAGGAAAAAGAGAGAGAGAGAAAGAAAGAAAAAGAAAGAAGAAAGAAAGAAAGAAAGAAGAAAGAAAGAAAGAAAGAAAAGAAUGAAAAAGAAAGAAGAGUGGGAAUUAAGAAAGAGGUCGGAAGAUCUAAGAGGCUGAUUCUCCAGAAGCAGAACAGAAAUGUCUUUUUUUUUUUUUUUUUAAAUUUAUUUAUGAUAGUCACACACACACAGAGAGAGGCAGAGACACAGGCAGGGGAAGAAGCAGGCUCCAUGCACUGGGAGCCUAACGUGGGAUUUGAUCCCGGGUCUCCAGGAUCGCUCCCUGGGCCAAAGGCAGGCGUUUAACCGCUGCGCCACCCAGGGAUCCCCAGAAAUGUCUUUUGAGAAAGUAAGAGCCAUGAACAUUAUCUGGCAUUGCUGAGUCAUCAAGUAAGGUAUAAACUAAGGGACAGGAAUGUGAUCUUUACUGUUGUCUUCCCAUUCUUAUAGUUGUAUAUGUGUGUACAUUUUUUUUUUUUUACUUUGAAUUCUCUUUUUGUGAAAUGGUCUUUGACUACUCCUUUGUGUCUUUCUUCUAAGAAUUCACAUUGUACUUUAUGCCCAGACCAUCGAAAUGCAGCCUUGAAAACACUGUAUCCAUCUAUUUUUUAAACAUUUCUUAAAUCCAAGGCUUUUGUUGAAGACUGUGUGCAUAAUACAUGUCCAAGCCUCUUCUUCUUAGUCUCGUUGAUUAGAUUUUGGGCACAAGUCUGGGGAUAUCAAUAUUUAAAGUUCUCUAGAGGAUGCUGUUGUGGCAGUUUACCUGGUGACUCACAGCUAAAAUGCUGAAUUUCAAGAGAAGCAAAUACCAUCUGGUAAGCAAAGAUUUUUGUCGUGAAUAUAUAACAUGGAUACAUGAAAAUCUGUAUGCAAUAUAGGUUUUGAGCACAAGAUAUUGUUGCUAGAUUUCAAGGUUGAAGUUACAUGUCAAAACAAUUAGUAAAGAUGUGAUAUUGUAGAAAUCUAGAGGAAAUACAGCCUACAGUUAUAUAGAGAGCAUGGGGAGUGAUGGCAUGAUAUGUGGGAGCAUAUCUAGAUUUUAAAUAAAGAAGGUAAUGUGGGGUGCUUGGGUGGCUCAUGUUAGCCUCCAAUUCCUGAUUUUGGCUCAACUCAUGAUCUCAGGGUCAUGAGAUCAAGCCCUCUGUCAGGCUCUGUGCUUAACAUGGAGUCUGCUCGAGAUUCUCUCUCUCUCCUUUUCCCUAUGCCGCUUCCCCUACUUGUGUGUGCUCUCCCUCUCUAAAUAAAUAAAUAAGAUCUUAAAAAAAAAAAAGAAUGGAUCCCUGGGUGGCUCAGCAGUUUAGCACUUGCCUUUGGCCCGGGGUGUGAUCCUGGAGUCCUGGGAUCGAGUACCAUGUUGGGCUUCUUGUGUGGAGCCUGCUUCUCCCUCUCCCUGUGUCUCUGCCUCUCUCUCUCUCUCUGUGUCUCAUGAAUAAAUAAAUAAAAUCUUAAAAAAAAAGAUAAUGAAGGGCAAAUAGUGGAGCAUAAAUAGUUGGAAAUCUACAAGGCCAUGUCCAAGACUUCCAUGGAUUGGUCUGAAGCCAGCCAUGUAAAGGCCAAUGUCAGAGAGUAUUUGUGGGGGAAGUAGUGGAAUGGAAAUGGGUAAAUGGGGUAAUUAAGGCAGUAUUAACUUUUAUUGCCAUGCUGUUUAGAUUUUAUCUAUUAGUAAUUGAAUUAGUUGGGGUAGCACAAUGGUAGAGGUGUUUUGUUUUGUUUUUUAUAUCUCUGGGUAGUCUUAAUUUCUACCUGGUAGCAGCUGUAUAGCAAUAAUAAGGAACAGCCAGAGGUUGUAGGAAAAACUGAAUGGGUAGCUGGCUCGAGUCUUGGUAGAAGGAGUCAAGUGGUCCUUUAGGCUACUUAACUGAUUCCAACAUGGAGACAUAAAUGUAGAAUUAUGGAAGAAGAUGCAGUUUGUUGCAAGAUGAAGGAUCACUGCAUUAGGGAUAUCAAAAUGAGGGAAAAUCAGAUGUGACAUCUUUAUAGGUACAGCAUGCAGAAUGUGACUGAAAAAGAUGACAGUUAUCAUGUUUAGAAGGACAUCUGCCUCUGGAGAACUCUGAGUGUCCUUCUACCAGCCUGUUGGAAAUUCCUGGUGGUCACGGUCUCUCAUCUUUGCCCCUUUCUUCAAGAACAUACCCUAGCUAGACUAAGAGUUGGAGUGUUGAGAUAGGAGUUUCUCUCUAAAUGUGUGACCAGUUUGAUGAUGCUAUGCAGAAUGAGGAAAAGGAUAAAUUUUAGAAACAGGAUGACCACUGAAAAGUAGCACAGAUAUGUCAAAAUCAAACUUCUGAAUUGCCUCCCUGAGCCAUUUGUUCAUAACAAGCGUUUGCUUCUGUCCUCAACCAGCAUAAUCAGUUUGUGUUCUUCGGUGGGAUCUUCAAAUCAGAAGUUUGAAUAUUUGAGCAACUGACAUCUUGUUCCUCUGCCUCAACUUUCUUUCAAUCUUUGCAUUCUCUGAACAUGACUUCAGCUCAUGCUUUAUCCUUAAAUACUUAUAUACUGAUGUUUUUCACAUUGCUAUGUCCACAAAAGCUAAUUCUCAGCAUUUAUAUAUUCAACUGGAUACUGGCACUUUACUAAUAAAAUAUAAAUGUUUCUAAAAGUCCACUUAUUUCCCCUACAUUCUGAACUUCAGUAACAUUCACCCUCUUGAAGGGAGUUUCCACUUACCUCUUGACUCAAGCAAAAUAUUUUGGAGUAAACCUUAAUUCCUCAUGUUCUUUAUCCACCUUCUCAUUUUUAAUUCACUGAUGAGACUUGUCUUACUCCACAGUGUACCCUCAUUUCCUCCACCUCUCUUCGUCUCCUUUGCUCCUUCAAACCACUUAUAAUUUGCAGCUGCCUCCUUUUUUUCUUUGCUUAUUUUAUUUUCCCUAACUAGAAUGUAAGCUCAGUGAGAAUAAUAUGUUUAAAUGCCCCCAACACGAGCACUAUGGCCAGUACCUAACAGGCAUUUUAUCAGGAUUUGUGGAAUGACUGAAUGCAGCCCUUCUAAUUUUAGAUGAUGUUUUCUUUCCACCUCCUUCCCCCUCUUCCUUUUUUUUUUUCCUUUUUUUUUUUUUUUUUUUUUUUGUUCUAACAGUGUCUUUCUUAUUUUCUACUCCUGCAUGUUUUGCAAGACACUACUUAGGAAGCAGCUGACUCUAUUUAUUCAUUGUGAAUUAUCUAAGCUCAUUUGUAUGUUUAUUGCUUUUGCCACUUGAUUUUUGUGUAUUAUAUUUUCACCAGUGCUCAAGAAAUAAGAAACAUUAUUAAAGAUUCUUUUAUACUGAGAUCCUGCAGGCAACACUAAAGAUUGGCCAAUCUAUACCUGAGCAUUCAUUGUUCUCUUCUUUCCUAGAAGUCAAGGGAGUUGAUGAUCAUCUGCAGUAACACUUGCAUACCUGAGAUUUCUAAAGACAACUAAAUAUGAAACGAUGUGUGAACAUAAUGUCUUUGAAAAUAUUGUUCAUCUGGACCAACACCGUUUUCCUUUAAGGCAAAAUCAUGGAAAUAAAAUUUAAAUUUAGUCAGUUAAAACAGAAGCUGUGGAAUAAAGAACGCUGUUGAGCAUG
Messenger RNA from Nyctereutes procyonoides (raccoon dog), 10108 nucleotides. RefSeq names its product zinc finger protein 613 (gene ZNF613). Bases 271 to 2235 code for a protein of 654 amino acids. The transcript has 7 exons. Gene Ontology annotation, biological process: regulation of DNA-templated transcription. Lineage: Eukaryota; Metazoa; Chordata; Mammalia; Carnivora; Canidae. The record is from RefSeq and is a predicted model, not a curated record.